UCUGUGUAACUUUACAAACUGAACUCUACACACCAAUUUGUGAACUUUUUUUUUUCCACAGAAAUCCUGGUUUAUUUCACCACAGAUGGUCAUUUCCUUACAAAUUACAGGUUGUGUGGUUUUUUUUUUUCACCCUGCUUGCAAUAAACGUUGUUCCUCUUUUUAUCGGCUAAAAUAAAAUGAAAUCCCUAAACUGGAAAGCCGGAGUGCCGCGGUGUGGAGAAGGUUAUGAAGUGUUCAUUUAUUAUCAUCAUUAAACCUCCGGUCGGGCUCUAAACAACAUGUCGGCUCCUCUCGGUUUGCGCAUAAAACAAGACUGAUUAGAUCAGAUCCACUGAUGUGGUACUUAACAAAUUAGGCCAAGUGAUUCCGCCACACUCCAGGCCGGCCAUUACGAGCCGGUUGCCAUGGACACGCCUCCUGUUAUUGUGUGCCGCCGUGUGCGUGCGCGAGCCAUCUGCCGGUACUUUAAUAGGGGUCAAGAUGCGCCGCUAGCUGGAGAGAGGAGUGUCGCUAAUGGGACUGACUCCUCUGCACUCGGCUAAAUAACUCAAAUUACUGCAGUGCAUUUUUGGCUGUGUAGCAUCACAGAGGCAGCAGCUCUUAUCCAACCUGCCCAGGCGGUUUGUCUUCCAAGCAGAAGUUGCUCUUUGGGUCCCAAUAGGUGUGUCCUGCUUUCUUGAACAAGACCCAAGUCCGUAAUAGCUUUUCCAAGCGACUGUGCCAGUAAUGGAAACAAAACGCUGAUUCUUAAGAAAUGAAAAUCAAUAGUUUAUUGGCACAUUUGCAUGUGAUAAUAAAGCUUAGCAUUGAAUAGAAACAUGAAUUCAAGGUGAUGUAAAACAUCAGCAGCAUCAUGAGGAGAAUUCACAGCUGUGACGGAUGUUAUUUUCUGAUUUCAGGUUUGAGUUUCUGCUGAACUUAAACACAAAGAAACAUCAAUAAAACAGACACGAUGUGGUCACUCGUGCCAUGUUUGCACCAAUACGCUGCUAUUGAUCCGCAGGGCGCCUGCGUCUCAACAUGGCUGCGAUCUAUCGGAUAUGGAAACUUUAUCUCAUCUUCAAUGAGCUCCUGCUGCUGCUAAUGUCACAUUAAGAUGCCCAAACUCUCCCUCGGUACAGAAGGAAAUGAUCAUAAGAUAGGAUUAGAUUUAGAUCCACACGUCCAAGUGAAGCUAAAUAAUACUUUUUUGAUACCAAAUGGAAAUUAAACAAAUCUGUAAUGGGAGUGGACGAUAUGGAAUUAAAGUUUUAUUAUAUUUUAAUUCCCGCAAAUCUGAACCGGAAGUGAUCCGCACCAUUUAAUCAAAGCAUAGGUAAACAAUGGCUUCAAGACCAGCAAAAAGAAAGUAUACUGACACUCUUGACCAACGUGCAACAGAUAUAUUUAUCAACAAAAUGGCUGCUGUUGGGAUUGACCCAUAUGAGAGAGAUAAGAGUGAAAGAAGAGCAACAAGAUGGAGGAGCCUGAAAUCCACAUACGCAUACUAUCAACGCUUCAACAGAUUCAUGAAGGAUGGACGAACUCCCCGUGUGAAUAACGAGGUUCUGGUGACUGGAAGAACAGAAACUCGUAGGCUACCUGUCCGUCUUUGCUAACUAGCAAAAUUAGCUUAGCUUAGCAGUAAUUAUUACCGGUAAUUAUAGUAUUACAUGGGGGAGGGUAGCGCACUCAAUAAAGAAUUACAUUUACAUAACGCAUACCCUGUGUCCAUACAUACGUUCACAUACCUGCACACACAUACACCCAACUACAAUUAUACAGUUCAGUUAAAUGUAACUCAAAUUAAUUUAAAUUCUUCAAAGAGUUAUUGUAGCUGGUGAUAGCAGUUGGCAGGACAGGCUCUCCUGUAGUGGUGUGUGUUACAGUGAAUCUGAAGCAGCCUCUGACUGAAGACACUGUUUUCCCAAGACGUUCUGAAGAAGACGACAGUCAGAGUUGGAAUUAUUUGGAAUUCAUCAUAAUAGAAGUGGAGCCUCCGAUACAACCAGCAAAAACCCAGCAAGUGGUUUCUGGAUGGCAGCAGCAGCCAGUCUGCGGGACACCGAGGACUUCACCCAGCUUCCCCCCGGAGCGGAGGACGCACUCCGGCCGUUUUAUCGCGACGACCUCCGCUCUGACUUGAUUUUUUUCUUCUUCUUCUUCCCGGUUGAAGCAAAGUUUUGGAAUUCGUGUCUUCAUCGGGAAACUUUCACCUAUGGUUCGUGAAUAUGGAGCCAAGUUGUGGUUUCUCUCCGGGAAACGUCGCUGCGCUGCAGCUGCUGCUGCUGCUGUUCGGAGGAGUGGCGGGGUUGUACUUCCCUCAGAGGGAAUACACUGAGACGGUGUACGUUGGACAGGAAGCGGGGACGCCCGUCCUUCAGGUCCACGCCAUGCUGGACGGCCGGUCCGAGCGGCCGCAUUUCUACCUGUGUGGCAGCCGGCGGCCGCCGUACGCGCUCUGGUUCCAGAUGGACGUCCAGACCGGAGAGCUGUCCCUCAGCAAGACGCUGGAGGAGACGGACUUCGCCUCGCUGUAUCAGAACUCCUGGCCCGCCAAGCGGCUCACUCUCCAAGUCAUGGCUCUGAAUAGCGUCAGCAAGCGCGCGCCGUGCUCCAGGAACUCAGCUCACAUCACGCUGGACUUUGUCAACGGCUCGAUGCCGCGCUGCGCCCAGACGGACAUGAAGGAACUCUGCUUCCCGCACAGAGACACGUCCAACCCGCACAUCAUAGAGAACAGGUUCCCUGGGGUUCUCCGCCAACUCCGGCGGCUCACCAGACUCGCCGUCUGCCCCAACUACACCAUCACCUACGGCGUGGAGUCAGAGACUCCUGCUCCGUUCGCCGUGAACGGAAACACCUCCGAGCUGGUGGUGACCGCCCCGCUGGACCGGGAGGAGAGCGAAAACUACAGACUGCUGCUGGUUUGCACCGUACAAACGGAGAGCGUCGUCACCAAGGUGGAAACUCCGCUGGACGUCUUCGUGGACGACGAGGACGACAACGCGCCGUACGUCAACGGGACGGACACGGCGGAGGUCGUGAUCAGUUUUAACCGGACGAAGGGCGCAGCUUUUGGCACCUUGUUUGUCUUUGACAGGGACUUAACCACCUUGUUUCCUAAAGACCUGAGCCAAAACAGGUAUGUGGGGACUUUGCUGAGCAGUGAGUCCUGGAUUAAAGACACGUUUGACAUAAAGGCCACCUUCAGUGAACGCAGAGCGUCUCCUGGUGGCAUUCGAGAAUCAGUUUACGAUUACCAGCUGAUCCUGAAGAGGAACCUGGACAUCACGGAGAACCGGACUGUGUUUCUGGAUUAUCUGGUGAAUGACACCACCUAUCCGGGUCUGGAGGGAACGGUGCUGCUGCACUUCAACGUCACCAUCUUACCGGUUCAGAUCCGCUUCGCCAACAUCACACACGUCUUCACGCUGCCACGAAAAGCUUCAGUAUACGCACAGGUUGGAAGGAUCUGUGUGGAAAACUGCCUGGAGUUCGACGGCUUCAGCGUCUCGUACCAGCUGGAGGUUCCGGAUAAAAACAUGUCUUCUGAGCUGCUGUCGUGUUUUUCCGCUAUAAGCAUCACCCAGGCUCCAGACAGGAUGCUGGGACUGUUAUAUGUUAACAACUCCGGCGCGCUGAGCAGGCCGGGCUGCCAGGACCUGGACUACACGGUGGUAGCUCAGGAGGAACACAGUCAGCUGGUCGCCAGCACUCAGAUCCGCAUUUUACUGCACGGUGAAGCAGCAAAUGUCAGUCAGGAGAGCCAGCAGCUGCUGUCCUGCGCAGAGAACCGACAGAGAGACGACUGUGAGGCGUCUCAAGGCCUGGGAGCAACGACUGGGGCGUGUCAGUGGAGGCAAGGCUCUGAGAAAGGAAUAUCUGAAAACUAUUCGACCUGCUCCCCUGACCUGCGAACAUGUCCCGAUAGCGUUUGCGAUGCGGUGGAAAGCAGAGACACGUCGAUUUGUCCGCAGGACUGUACGACGGAAAGUGUAACCGGAGGCCACGAACGAGGCCUGAGUGGGAGCGGCAUCAGAGCCGGCUAUGGGACCUGCUACUGCUUCUCUGAGAAAUGUUUCUGCGAGAACGCGGACGCCGAGGCCGUUGUGUCAAAAAACAGGUUCCCAGACGUGAUAUGUGACGACAUGUGUAAAACCAUCGUUGCCACCGCUCUCCUCUGCUGCUUCAUCAUUUCCGUCCUCCUGUCCUCAUACUUUAUCCACCGGUACCACAAGAACUCGCCCAAGGCUCCCAUCGCGUUCGCUGAGAUGACCUUCCGUCGGCCAGCUCAGUCUUACCCCAUCAGCUUCCCCGCCAACAACGUGCGAAGGGGCUCACAGGAAUCCAUAGAGGCAGACGCCUUUAAAAUACCUGAGGAUCCAAAGUGGGAGUUUCCUCGUAAAAACCUGGUCCUGGGGAAGACUUUAGGCGAAGGGGAGUUCGGUAAAGUCGUCAAGGCAACGGCGUUCAGACUGAAAGGAAAGGCCGGUUACACCACUGUGGCUGUGAAAAUGCUUAAAGAAAACGCUUCGCACACCGAGCUGCGUGACCUCCUGUCCGAGUUCACCCUCCUGAAGCAGGUCAACCACCCACACGUCAUAAAGAUGUACGGCGCGUGCAGCCAGGACGGGCCGUUGUACCUCAUCGUUGAGUACGCCAAAUUUGGGUCGCUCCGUAAUUUCCUGCGUGAGAGCAGGAAAGUUGGCCCCAGCUACAUGGGCAGGGAUGCAAACCGAAACUCCAGCUACCUGGAGAACCCCGACGACAGGGCGCUGACCAUGGGAGACCUCAUCUCCUUCGCCUGGCAGAUUUCCAGAGGCAUGCAGUACCUGGCAGAAAUGAAGCUCGUUCACAGGGACCUCGCUGCGCGAAACGUCCUGGUCGCCGAGGGACGCAAGAUGAAGAUCUCCGACUUUGGUCUGUCCAGGGACGUUUAUGAGGAGGAUUCGUACGUUAAGAGGAGCAAGGGCCGAAUUCCUGUGAAGUGGAUGGCGAUAGAGUCUCUGUUCGAUCACAUUUACACAACGCAAAGCGACGUCUGGUCCUUCGGAGUGCUGCUGUGGGAGAUAGUGACCCUGGGGGGAAACCCGUACCCAGGAAUCGCUCCUGAACGCCUCUUCAACCUCCUCAAGACCGGCUACCGGAUGGAGAGACCAGAGAACUGCUCUGAGGAAAUGUAUAACCUCAUGCUGCGGUGCUGGAAGCAGGAGCCGGACAAGAGGCCGACAUUCUCAGAUAUCAGCAAAGAGCUGGAGAAGAUGAUGGUGAAGAGUCGGGACUACCUGGACCUGGCGGCGUCCACGCCGGCCGACGCCCUGCUGUACGACGACGCCCUCUCCGAAGAGGACACCCCACUAGUGGACUGUAAUAACGCCCCUCUCCCUCGAACCCUCCCCUCCACAUGGAUUGAAAACAAGCUCUAUGGCAUGUCAUACCCCAGCUGGCCCGAGACGAGCCCGGUACCGCUCAACAGACACGAUGCCACUAAUCCGGUCUUUACAAGAUAUGCCAAUGAUAGUGUUUAUGCAAACUGGAUGGCUUUGCCUUCACCCGCUAAAGCUGUGGACAAGCUCGAUAGCUAAAGGCAACGCUGCACUGUAGAAAACAUGGGUAACUGCUAGAUGUAUAUUUAUUUUUCUGAGUUUGUAUUGACCCUUUGCAACUGCGUCACUUAAUCACUGGAGGUGCCAUGGCGGACAUCGGAAGUGAGGGAUGGGAGUAUACGUAGUUCCCACAAGUCUGAACUGGAAGUAAUCUGCAACAUCUUGGUAGGCAAUCACAUUUAGUUUGAGACUAUCGAAAAGAAAAUAUGUGGAAACUCUUGACCAUUGUGCGAGAGAAAGAUACAUGAACAAAAUGGCUACUGCCGGGAUUGACCCGUAUGAGACGGAAAAGAAAAAUAUUUCAGACGAUGUGGACAAGCUGCCUCUGAUCUCAUACUUAUUAUUAACAUGGAGUAAAUGUUCCAAAAGAUUUGUGAAAACGAACGAACUCUUCAGGUUCUGGUGACUGUAAGAGUAAGUACAUAUAGUAACACACACAUAGGCUACAUGUCUGUUUUAGCUUUAGAUAAAAGCUACAUUAUAUAAGCUAAUUUUGCUUGUUCGGCAAUAAGUACUACAGUAAAUCUCACUGAUAUGUAUCUUAGUAUUACACAGAGGUGGGUAGUGUGCUCAAAAAUAAUAAUCGAGUAAAGCUGUAAUGUACUUUUAUUGUUUAUAAGCUAGCUAGAGGAGGCGAGAGCUAGUUCUAAGCUUAUGGCUUGUUUACUGUUGUCAUAGCAACUGCCUACCAAGAUGGCACAAACUUUACAUAAGUGUGACGUCACAUGUGAAAUGUGUAUUGAACAGAGCGACUUAAGUUGUUUUCCCAAGUUUUGUUGCCAGUUUAUUCACGGCUGUUUCUUGUUCAAGUCGAGCUAAUUUGUCUGUGAAUGUAACACACCAUAUACAGCGGUAUUUACAAAUGUUGGAAAUAGCUAAUUUAGAAACCAAUGUUUCCUUCCUCCUGAUAAAAUUACCAAUUUACCCUGAAUUCACGCCACAUAAUUUAUAUCAUAAACAGCGUUUCCUCCCUUUAAACCGAAGAAACGAGAUGCUAACCAGUUUUUUUUCCCAUACAUGCUAGGCUACAAGACGGGGGUAUUUUCUCCACGAUUACUAAUGAUUAGACGUGUACCUUCUCUAUAAUCUAAUAUUUUAUUGCAUGAAGUAUGAUUAAGAAAAUCAUACUUCAUUAUAAAGUUUAUGAAAGUUAAUUUUCUUACCUUGUAAGAAAGUGUUCGCUGCAAAUCCGCCAUUACACUGAAGGCUGCCUGUCAUUAUGAUUGACAGCUGAUAUCCAUCGCCGCCGUAUUUUUCAUUAAAAAUUAUACAAUAAAAAAUUACAAGUUUAGUUUCUAUCCUCCUUGUAUGUUUUUAAGGUGAAAUCAAUUAAAUAAGAGCGAUAUUAGGCUUCCUGAUGUCUGUUUUUUGAAGUUGUAUCGACGUCCGUCAUGGCAGAGCGGACUGCGCUCCGAACAUCGUGACGUCACACGCAAGGGGUCAAUACCCGCCAUUUUGUUUGUUUUCAACUGUUUUAUUAUAUUUUUGUCGUUCAGACCAGCCCCACGCUCCUCGUUUUUACCUCACAGGUCAUGCUGACCAAACUGUAUCACUGCAUGACUGUUGUACCAGACUGUACGUCAGUGUCGAUGUCUUUUAAGUGCCUGUGCUGCUUUCUACGACGGCCUCCAGCUGAUUAUGAGGUUCCUGUUUCAGCCCAGGAGAUUAAGAAAAAGAGAAAAAAAAACCCGCUGUUUUCGUAACUGGAUUGUUUUGUCCUGAAACUCUCACACCUGCUUUGUGUUUCAAAGCUUCCAAAGAAAAAUGAAUGCCUGAACUCUUGGUUUUUUCUAACUUUUCUCUUCGGUUUUUACUAAAAAUGACACUAGAGGGAGGGCUGGUCCAAUCAGAGGAGGAGACGAGGUUUAAUGGCGGCUCGGCGCACAUCCUGUGUCUUAUUUCCAUUCUUUGUCAUAAUUAUGUAAAGCAAUGUGUGUUAUUGCUGUUAUGGUAUUUGAUUUUGUUCUGGUUAAUAAAAAAUAACUUCAAAUCA
Messenger RNA from Poecilia reticulata (guppy), 7584 nucleotides. It is a transcript of the gene ret, whose product is annotated as ret proto-oncogene receptor tyrosine kinase. The record is from RefSeq and is a predicted model, not a curated record. Lineage: Eukaryota; Metazoa; Chordata; Actinopteri; Cyprinodontiformes; Poeciliidae. Gene Ontology annotation, biological process: homophilic cell-cell adhesion; protein phosphorylation; multicellular organism development. Gene Ontology annotation, cellular component: plasma membrane; signaling receptor complex. Gene Ontology annotation, molecular function: transmembrane receptor protein tyrosine kinase activity; ATP binding; calcium ion binding.